AUGCCGCUCUCCGAGCUCAAGCCAUUGCUCAAGUCCAUACGCCGCAGAGUAACGACGACCCAAGAUGAAGAUGAAAUGGAAAUGUCCGGGACUGUGGAAGCAGACGCCGCGUCGGGGAGUGGCCAAUCUGCGGUCCCGCGCCUAGCUCUACCAGAACGACCGCCCGCGUUUGAUGAGAUGGCAGCUUCAGCAAACAUAAGACCCGCGGCGAUCCUUUUCAAAAGGCUAAACAUCCCCAAACGCCUUUCGGGGCCGCCACGUGGCCCUCGGCCCAUGCCCCAGGCUUGGGCGGUCGCCAGCGAUGGGGGGAAGCGGCCUCGCCUUGGUCGGAUAUCACGAGGCCGUUUCGUUCCGCACCGGCAUACUAGGCUGGAAUCCAUCGAUGAGUCUCUGGACGAAACAGCCGAGUUGUCGACGGUGGAGGCUCAGGCUCAGCUAGCUUUCCAAGCGCAGUGUCCUUUCUGCCACGAAAUCUUGCCACGACAGAUGGAUCUGGACCACCACAUUGUCGCCAACCAUUCAGGGCCACGGCCUGAUGUUCCCAGAGUCAUAAGCACCGACCUGGGUUUCGACGAGGGCGACGACGAGUUGAUGAGACUGACUCGAGGGAAGUCGCCCGCAGAGUUUUUUACCCCGCCGACCCUCGGCAAUCCCUCACAGAACGCCAAUGUCAGCGAGGGAUGGAGAAGUGCCGCGUUGCCGGGUUUUCAGGGGACAUCAAACAUCUCCGAUCCACGCGAUCCACGCGAGCCACGGGAACGACCGCCACCGCGGGCGGGCUUUUUCGAGGGGAGGUUGAGCGAGCAUCAUGCGCCUCGCCUUGGUAGGCCAGUCUUGACUUCCGAAUUGGCCUUGCCCGUGGUUCCGUCCGUAACGCUUUCGAACGCAAGGAGCGAGGCAGGCCCAAGUAAGCCCGCGCAAGACGAGAACCGGGACGAGUCGUGCUCAUCGUACACUUUUGACCCUGCGAGUGUUCUGGACAUGGAGGCCAGUCAAUCUCAUGCCCGGCAAGAGUCGAUUGCGUCCAUCAUGUCCGACAAGAGCGCCUUGGAGGCGAGAAUGGCCAGGCACCUGCUGGCACUGUCGUCGUCCCAGGGGUCCCAUUUUGACACUGCCUCCCUGUAUAGUUCCCUGUGCAGUUCCGACGCGGGUGGCUCCGGAGCGUCCAGCGCGGGCCAAGCCCCGGCAGGGCGUGUGCCGGAAUGGAGUCGACCGUGGAAAAGACAGGGCAAACAAGGCCCAGGCGUGUGGUUGUGCGGCCAGUGCGAGCACCGGGACGAUGUGGAUGCUUUUUGCAACCACAUCUUUGCCUCGCUGGCAAACUUUGCUCCAUCAACACCCCGUCUCGACCUGCUCGGCCCGCUACAGGAGCUGUCUGCUGCGACAGACGGCCCGCUGAGAGACACCGACAGAGCCGAUCAUCAAUCGAGCGUCGCCGACCGCCGCACACGACCAGCCAGCAAGCCCAGCCCAGCCCUCCCCGUCAUGACCAUCUCGGCAGCGCACGAGGCAGACGCCCAGCGCACCCGCCAGGUCGAGUCGCUCCUGGCCACCCUGCUGGCCAGGUCUCCCAUCUACAGCCUCAUCCUGCCCGACAUUGCCCUCGAGACGGUCGCCCGCGGCACGGUGACGCUGCGCCUCACCCUCGGCCAGGCUCACCUCAACAGCAAGGGCGGUCUGCACGGAGCCGUCAGCGCCACCAUUGUCGACCUGGUCACCGGCCUGGCCAUCUGCAGCCACGACCUGCGCGACGCGACGGGCGCCUCGGUCGACAUGCACCUGAGCUUCUUGUCGACGGCGCGGGCGGGCGAGACGGUGGCGAUUCGCAGCACGGCGGAGCGGGUCGGCGCCAACCUGGCCUUUGUGACGGUGCGCAUCAGCAAGGGGGAGGGGGCGGCCGAGAAGGUGGUUACGCUGGCGCAGCACACCAAGUAUGUGAGGGGGACGGCGGGCGCAGCCGAGCCGAGCUGA
Ustilaginoidea virens is the source of this 1971-nucleotide messenger RNA. RefSeq lists its product as uncharacterized. The transcript has 2 exons. Bases 1 to 1971 code for a protein of 656 amino acids. NCBI's taxonomy places the organism in Eukaryota, Fungi, Ascomycota, Sordariomycetes, Hypocreales, Clavicipitaceae. Gene Ontology annotation, molecular function: fatty acyl-CoA hydrolase activity. The record is from RefSeq and is a predicted model, not a curated record.